This is a messenger RNA of Brassica napus (rape), 896 nucleotides long. RefSeq lists its product as uncharacterized. The record is from RefSeq and is a predicted model, not a curated record. The transcript is spliced from 7 exons. NCBI's taxonomy places the organism in Eukaryota, Viridiplantae, Streptophyta, Magnoliopsida, Brassicales, Brassicaceae. The coding region runs from base 94 to 630 and encodes 178 amino acids.
AUUCACUAAAUGGCACCUUAAAAAAAAGUUUCAACCUUUGUCUCCUUCAGAAGUACAGAAAAUUGAAGAGCUUUUGAUAAAGCGAGGGCAUCAAUGGCGAGAAUCCGUAAAAGGGUUCAAGCUUUUCGUCGUGCUGCCGAUGGAAGCGCUUUCUAUAAAUGUGAGGAAUGUGGAGAUAUGAUCGCGAUUGCUCUGUUUGAUAUGCACGAGUGUGGGGAGAAACGAAGAGAACCGAAGAGGUUCAAGUGCGUAUCGAGUGAUAGUAAACCAGUUGGGAGCUUUGAAGAUGAGCCUAGAUCACCCUUCGUCUUCUUCCUAGAGGAUUUUAGGAAAAGCUACGAUGGGAACAUGGUGGAUGCUAGUAGAAUAUGUUUCAUUGUGUGGAAGAACAUGUCAAGAGAGGAUCAGAAACCCUUUAUAGCUCGUGCUGAAGAAGUUGAUUUGGCUCAUAACUUGAAACUAAAAGAAGAAGCUCAAAGUAUACAUAAGGCAGAUGAUGAGGCAGAUUCAAAAGCUGCUACAAAAUUUGACAAGUUUUGUGAGUGCUGUGAUCAUGAAGGGGAGGACUAUGAUUCAUCUGAUCAUUUUGAACAUGAGUUUUGGGAAGACGAUAGUGUACUGAAGUACUGAGACACUUGGUGGAGAGGGUUUUCACCUGUUGGGAGUUUUUUUUCUUUUCGGGGAAUAUUGUGUAAAUAUAGGCAAAGAGAGGCUCAUCUUUUUCCUUAGUAUAUAUAACUUUAGAGUUAUUUCUCUUUCUUUUUUUUGGUUAGUGCUCUUUAAAUCCUUUUUUUUUCAGUCACUACCAAGGGGACAUUGAUUGUUUGGCAAAUUAACUGAUUUGAGAAACAAACAUUGGUGUAUUAUAUGGAUGUUGCAUUAUAUCUUGGCCGUGA